AUGUCGUUGCAACAUCGACACGAGCUCUACGGCUCAGUUCCUACGCUGACGUUUGUGCAGGCAGGGGUGGUCGAUCAUAACUCGGACGACGAGCUCUAUGAUGAGCCGCUGGCAGAGCAGAGCAGAGCAGAGCUGGGAGCAUCGAUCCACUUCAGUCCCGCCACGCCGGGCGUAACGACGUCCCUCCAAUUUCUUGUGCUUUCUCUCACCAGGACGGGAGCGGAAGCGGAGUCCAAAGCCGACAGAAAGGAGCCGGAUUUGCUGGAGCAAAAGGAGCAAAAGAGCACAGCUCCUACCGCGGUGGCGGCCAAAGCAACGGUCAUCGAUCCCCGGCCGGGAAAGGGGGCCCAUAAGGGGCCUUUGGGAGCUCAAGCCGGUGUGCUGGGCGGCUUUCCAACGCUGGUCGGAGGAGGGCCACAAGCGCAGGCCCAGUGGUGGCCACAGGGCGCCUGGCCGGCUGCGCCUCCGGCUCCCUUCGGCAAAGGUGUGCCGACGCCGUGGGCCUGGAACCAGAUGGAUUUCGAGUCUGUUUUCGGGCUUCCUCGCCUUCGGAUUCUUCUGGACCUUCAGGGGCAAAAGCGCUUUCGCCCUUGGGGAAAUGCGGGCGGCGGCUCAGCGCCUGCAGAGCUCCGAGUGGUGGCCUACAACGUUUGCGGCUUCGGCGCCGGCUUCGGGGACGUCGAGGAAGCGAUGGUCACCGAGGUCUACGGCAAGCUCCGCGAGGACUUGGCCAAGCUGAAGCCUGACAUCCUCUGCCUCAACGAGGUGAAGCGCCGAAGGCUCCAGGACGACUGCGGGAGCUUCCGGGAGGAUACAUUGGAGGCCUUGGCCGAAGACCUCGAGAUGGAGUUCUUCUUUGCUCAUGCAAAUCCUGGCUAUGAGACUUUCGGCAAUGCCAUCUUGAUCGGAAAGAGGCUCCAGGUCCUGCAUUGCGAUUCGCUCCACCUCAAGGGAGGCUCUGUGAUAACCCUUGGCCCUGGAAAGACCAAGCAUAUCGGUCGCGGAUGCCUCUCAGUAUGUGUGACAGUGCAGGGCAAGCAGUUUGCCACGCUGGUGACCCACUGGGACCACAUCUCUGAGGCCGAGCGGCUACGGCAAGCAGAAUCCAUUCUGUCCGGCCACACGCUGCUGUCUCAUGAUCUGCCCCACCUGCUCGUGGGAGAUCUCAAUGCUAUGAAGAGGUCAGACUACACAGACCAGGAGUGGGCUGCACUGGAGGCCCGGAACGCCGAGAAAGGCUGGGCGCCGCCGGAGGACUCUGAAGCCCUCAUGGUGCUCGAGAGAGAAGGCUACAGCGAUCUCCAUCGGCUCCGACUCGCGGAUGCGGAGUCUUUGUGGACAAAGCUGGGAGAGCCGCCGGCGCGGAUUGAUUACAUCUACGCUUCCAAGCACUUCUUAAGCGACAUUGGUGAGCCCAAGACCGCUUUCGUUGCGACAGCGACAGGCUCGGACCAUCUGCCCCUGGUCGCGGACAUCCUGCUCUAA
Molecule: messenger RNA, 1485 nt
Organism: Symbiodinium sp. CCMP2592
Lineage: Eukaryota; Dinophyceae; Suessiales; Symbiodiniaceae
Source: the annotation of a GenBank genome assembly